CAUCUCUCGCCUUACCAUGUAAUCGACGAUUGCAAGCGGUAGAGGGACUCCUAUUUAUUGUAACUGCACCUUCCACUCCUUUCCUGAGUGCAGCCAUGGCGGAGCCAACCAAUCUGCAGCGCUUCUCCAGCUGCCGAGGGGUCUCUUUCGAGAUCAACCACCCACAAAGCGUCCUCUUCGACGUCCGAGUUCGGGCGGCAGGCGACAACUCCUGCGAGCGCGAGGUCUCGCUGAGCUCCUUCAAGGUCCAACCCUUCGCCACCGACUUACAGAAGUCCACGAGCCGUUCCAGUAGCCACUUCUGUGACCUUGAGGACGAGGACGACGAUGUCGAGAAGCAGCAGGCGUCCGGAGAACAAGUCCCCCAGCCUGCGGCCACGAGAAGCCCUUCGGUGAGGAGGAAGAGCGGCGAGUCGUCCCGCCUGUCGGUCAUACUGCUGGAUCAGGGUUUGUUCACUGUGUACAAGCGGCUGUUCGCCGUCUGCUUCACCGUCAACGUGGUCGCGCUCGUCCUUGCCGUCACUGGCCACUUCCCCUACGCCAAGAAGAGAGCGGCUUUCUUCUCCAUGGGCAACAUCUUGGCCCUGACGCUUUGCCGCAGCGAAGCCUUCCUCCGCGUCGUGUUCUGGCUCGCCGUUAAGGCGCUCGGGCGGCCUUGGGUGCCCCUGUUCGUCAAGACCGCCGCCACAUCCUUCCUCCAGUCCCUCGGCGGAAUCCACAGCAGCUGCGGCGUCUCCUCCGUCGCCUGGCUCAUCUACGCUCUCGUGCUCACGCUCCAGUCCCGGAAGGACACGUCCGACGAGAUCGUCGUCGUCGCCUCCGCGAUCCUCGCCUUACUCUGCCUCUCUUGCAUGGCCGCGUUCCCGCUCGUCCGACACCUCCACCACAACCUCUUCGAGCGGACGCAUCGGUUCGCCGGAUGGACGGCGCUCGCCCUUCUCUGGGCGUUCGUCGUCCUCACCGUCGGCUAUGAUCCGGCCACAAAAUCUUACGACAACCUCAGAGGCUCUAAGCUCAUCGAGCAGCAGGAGUUCUGGUUCACCUCGACCAUCACCUUCUUCAUCAUCCUCCCCUGGGUCACGGCAUCACGAGUUCCGGUCACAGUGACCGUGCCGUCCAGUCACGCCUCCAUCAUAAAGUUCGCCGGCGGGGUCGAAGCCGGUCUCCUGGGGCGGAUCAGCAGGUCGGCCUUGUCGGAUUGGCACGCUUUCGGGAUCAUAUCAGACGGCAAGGACGGCCACAUGAUGCUCGCCGGCGCGGUGGGCGACUUCACCGGAGGGCUCGUCUCGGACCCGCCGACCCACCUGUGGGUACGAGGGGUGCACUUCGCCGGCCUGCCGUACCUCGUGAACAUGUACAACCGGGUGGUACUGGUGGCCACUGGCUCCGGCAUCUGCGUCUUCCUUUCCUUCAUUUUGCAGCCCACAGCGGCGGAGGUCCGCCUGGUGUGGGUGACCAAAGGGGUGGAGCAAAACUUCGGGAGGGAGAUCAAGGAGAUGCUGAGCCGGCAGCCGAAGGAGAAGGUGGUGGUGCACGACACGGCGGUGUUGGGGCGGCCGAACGUGGCGCAAGUGGCGGUGGAGGCGGCGAGGGAUUGGGAGGCGGAGGUGGUGGUGGUGACGAGCAACCCUCAAGGCAGCAGGGACGUCAUCAGGGCAUGCAACAAAGCUGGAAUACCUGCGUUCGGCCCCAUUUGGGACUCGUAGGUCCCAUCUAACCUUGUGGUUGCCAGUAAUUAUUAGGUGAAGCUCGAGGCAGUAUCACAUCA
Molecule: messenger RNA, 1768 nt
Organism: Musa acuminata subsp. malaccensis (wild Malaysian banana)
Lineage: Eukaryota; Viridiplantae; Streptophyta; Magnoliopsida; Zingiberales; Musaceae
Product: adenylate-forming reductase 06235
Source: RefSeq, a predicted model, not a curated record